UCGACCGCACGCAUAUGUCAAAACCGACUAAAACUUAAAAGUCGACAACAAGCCGACAACAAGUCCAACAAGUCCAGAGCGCCGCCAAAAACCUCGUUAAAUUCUAAAACUUUUGCCACUUUGGAGCUUAUUUUUUAACAACGAAACGGACGAUAGAAGAAUGGAGAAAACUCUGCCUGCGGGAGCCCCUCCAAAGUGGUUGGGAAGUCGAGGUGAAGAGUUAAAGAACAUUGUUUCUUUGCUGGGAGAGGGAUUCGUGAAAUGCCGAGCGAAUUUGUACAACGCCGAAACAAACCCAGACGGAUGUAUAAAUCUUGGUACAGCUGAAAAUCGACUCGUUUUUGAACUUCUUAAGAAACAGAUAAACAAGUUAAAUGUCCAUUGGGAGGACUAUAUGUUUACCUACAACGAUAUGAGCGGGCGUCCGGACUUGAAAAAAGCUGUUGCUCAGUUUCUUAGCGACCAGACUAAGACACCUUUGCCUGUAGACCCUUCAAAGUUGUGUGUUUUCAACGGAGGUGGGCCAUGCAUUGAGGCCUUGAUCUUUGCCAUAUGUGAUCCGGGAGAUGGUGUCAUGGUCGCUACCCCGUACUACGGAGGAAUAAACUUUGACGUCCAAGCCCGGGCCAGAGCCAAGGUUAUACCCGUGCAUUUCUACAGCAAGUUGGAAGCAGGACAGACGAAGCCAUUUCAAAUCUCAAUUUCUAAGAUGGAGUCUGCGUAUCAAGAGAAUGUAAAAAAGGGAGUCAAAAUACGAGCUGUGUUCUUCAUGAACCCCAACAACCCCCUUGGAGAUGUUUGCACAAAACAAGAAGUCUUAGACCUUCUCAACUUCUGUCACAGGCAUUCCUUGCAUCUGAUCAUGAAUGAGGUUUACAUGAACACUAUCUUCAAGGAGGGAGUUGAACAUCAUAGUGUCUUGAGCUUAAAGCCAGAGGAGAUCCCGGACCCUCAGAGAGUUCAUUUUGUCUGGUCCGCUAGCAAGGAUCUCUCCAUGUCUGGAAUGAGAUUUGGAGUACUCCAUUCCUGGAACCAAGACGUACUCGACUGCGCAGUGAUGUCGGCAAACUUCCACACCAUACCAGUGUUCGUCCAAACAUUAAUGCAGCAGUUGCUUAGCGAUAAAGAUUGGCUCCGUGACGUCUAUUUUCCAGAAAAUAACAAAAGACUUUUAGAAGCGCACAAUGCUACCAAAGAUGCACUUGAUGCAAUUGGCUUGCCAUACCUGGACAGACCGUCAGGUCUGUACAUCUACGUUGAUUUCAGAGAGUUCAUGUCAUCUAUCACUCCGGAAGCUGAAUUAGCGCUUUUCCAUCGAUUCAUCGAGGAAGGGAUAUAUUUAGCGCCCUCACAGGCCUUCUUCAGUGACGAAUGUGGAUGGUUCCGCAUUGUGUUUUCUAGACCAUCGAUAGAAACAAAACUAGCAAUGGAUCGACUGGGCAAAGUUUGCAAACAACUUCUUGAAGAGAAAUCUAACGUAGCUUCAGGUGGAGAUGCAGAAGCGACAAAUACACUUCUUGGCGAGGUGGAACAUUUAACUGUGGCAGAAGGAAGCACAUUAGAGAACCUUCUGUCGCAGCUCAAAACUGGAAUCCAGAACUCUGAUUGGCUGAAGACGAAUACAGCCGACCAAUGGAAAGAUGAGAACCCUGAAGCAUACAAAGCGUACAUGGAGAACUUCAAGUAGAUGUGAGUGCAUGCGACUGUUACGAAGAAUUUUUACACACAAAUGAACGAUUAUGGUGAAAAUUAAUUUUAUUAUUGAUGUCAACAACUACAAUCAAGCCCUAUUUUGGGGGCUCGGCUUACUGACAAAUUCUGUGCUUACAGUCACCAUUCUCUGCAAGGGCCAAGUUUCUGUGUAGCUGUGUAAUUGAAGAAUGGUAGGCACUGCACAAGCAAAAAAUCCCUGCUUACUUGUUAGAUAUGCUUGACGUUAGUGCAGAAUUCCCUGCUUCUGUUUACAGUAAGCAGAGCCAUGAAAUUGGGUUUUGUUGACUUUGGACUACAAAAUGUCAGUAUUGUACAAGAAAGUUACUCCAAAGUAAUUGUUUGGCGAAAGGAAACAUUCUUACUAUGUGAAGAAUCUGUGGAUAUUUAUUUUUUAUUUUAUUUUUUUCCAAUUAAUUUUCCAUUUAUUUAAUUCUGUCUAAACCAAAGACAACAACAGAGUGAGACAUUAAUAACAUACACUGAGCUUGAAUUCAAUAUGGCAUGAAAUCCUUAAAGGGAGAGUACACGUUUGGUAAUUGUCAAAGACAAGUCUUCUCACUUGGUGUAUCCCAUCAUAAGUAUAAAAUAACAAGCCU
Molecule: messenger RNA, 2309 nt
Organism: Asterias rubens (European starfish)
Lineage: Eukaryota; Metazoa; Echinodermata; Asteroidea; Forcipulatida; Asteriidae
Product: 1-aminocyclopropane-1-carboxylate synthase-like protein 1
Exons: 13
Coding region: 161-1687 (508 amino acids)
Biological process (GO): biosynthetic process; amino acid metabolic process
Molecular function (GO): pyridoxal phosphate binding; transaminase activity
Source: RefSeq, a predicted model, not a curated record